CUCUCUCUCUCUGCCAGAUCUCGUUUCCUUCUUCCGAUUCACUCUCCGGCAUUCUCCAUUUUCCGAUCAGAUUGCCGAUUAGGUUUUCCUUUUCCGAUCAUCUAUAUCAUCGCCGAUCUCAUCAUAACCACUCCUAUUCGUUAAUUGAAGGAUGUGCAGUGGUCCUGACAAAUCAAAAUCUCGUUCAACUUCUUCAUCUUCAUCUGCGGAAGAAGGUUCAAAUAACAUCAAAGACAUGAAAAAUCUAACAGUUCAUACCGAUGAUUCUUUUUCCAAUCUGCUUGAACUUGCUUCUAACAAUGAUUUUGAAGAAUUUAAGGUAGCUAUAGCCAGCAAUGUCUCUUUAAUAAAUGAAGUUGGCUUCUGGUAUGUCCGUCAAAAGGGGUCUAAACAAAUUGUUCUUGAGCACAGAACCCCUUUAAUGGUGGCUGCAUCCUAUGGAAGUGUUGAUAUUCUUAAGCUUGUACUCUCAUGUCCAGAGGCUGAUGUAAAUUUUGCUUGCGGUAAUGAUAAAAGCACUGCUCUUCACUGUGCUGCUUCAGGUGGUUCGGUUAAUGCAGUUGAUGCUGUUAAACUGCUUUUAUCCGCUGGUGCAAAUAUCAACUGUGUGGAUGCUAAUGGAGACCGUCCAGUUGAUGUUAUUGUUGUUCCACCUAAGCCUGGAGGUGUGAAAACAAUUCUUGAAGAACUACUUGCAGAUAGUGAUUCUGACAGCUCUGUAGAUGGUUGUUCUCUUCCAUUAUCUGUUAAUUCAUCAAGUCCUCGUUCAGCUGCCCCCUUAUCAUCAACUGAAAAUGGGUCUCCAUCCUCUCCUAUGGCUCCAAAGUUUACUGACGCAGCUGUUAACUCUGCCUCUGAAAAGAAAGAAUAUCCAAUUGAUCCGUCACUUCCUGAUAUAAAAAACAGCAUAUAUGCCACAGAUGAAUUUCGUAUGUUUUCAUUCAAGGUUCGCCCUUGUUCCCGUGCAUACUCUCAUGAUUGGACUGAGUGUCCUUUUGUUCAUCCUGGAGAGAAUGCUAGAAGGAGAGACCCCAGAAAGUUUCAUUACAGCUGUGUGCCAUGCCCUGAUUUUAGAAAAGGGGCUUGCAGACGUGGAGAUAUGUGUGAAUAUGCCCAUGGAGUAUUCGAGUGCUGGCUACACCCUGCUCAGUAUCGGACAAGGCUCUGCAAAGAUGGUACUAGUUGUAAUCGAAGGGUGUGUUUUUUCGCUCACUUACCUGAAGAGCUGCGUCCCUUGUACGUGUCCACUGGAUCUGCUGUUCCUUCACCCCGGUCAGCAGCAUCUGCUCCUAAUGUCAUGGACAUGGCUGCUGCUAUGAGCCUUUUUCCUGGUUCACCAUCAUCAAUGUCUCCCAUGUCUCCAUCUCCCUUUGCACAGCCGAUAUCUCCAUCUGCAAAUGGCAUGUCUCACUCAAACAAUCCUUGGCCACAGCCAAAUGUGCCAGCACUUCACUUACCUGGAAGCAAUAUUCAAACUAGUCGUUUGAGAUCUUCUCUUUGUGCCCGAGAUAUGCCACUUGAAGACUUCAACAAUAUGAUGCAAGACUUCGAUGGUCAGCAGCACAUACUAAAUGACAUGAGCUGUUUCUCACAGCCCCGUCCUGGUGCCAUAUCAGUGAGCCGAUCCGGUCGGUCUAAAACACUAACUCCAUCAAAUCUUGAGGAUCUAUUUUCUGCUGAAGUUUCUUCAUCUCCUCGGUAUUCCGACCCAGCAGCUGCUUCUGUAUUUUCUCCAACACACAAAUCAGCUGUCUUCAACCAGUUUCAACAGCUCCAAAGUUCACUAUCACCCAUAAAUACAAAUGUUAUGUCACCUAAGAAUGUUGAGCAUCCUCUAUUCCACCAGGCUCCAUAUGGUGUCUCUUCUCCUGGAAGGAUGUCACCAAGAAGCAUGGAUCCCCUCUCUCCAAUGAAUUCUCGAUUGUCUGCAUUUGCUCAGCGGGAGAAGCAGCAGCAACAGAUGCGGAGCCUCAGUUCAAGAGAACUCGGCGCUAACAACCCCGUCUCGGCUGUCGGGUCUCCAGUCAACUCCUGGUCUAAGUGGGGAUCCCCUACCGGAAAAGCCGAUUGGUCAGUAAAUGGAAAUGACUUUGGUCGAUCUCAAAGAUCCACACCUUUUGAACAUGGAAACAACGGAGAAGAGCCUGAUCUAUCAUGGGUCCAAUCCCUCGUCAAGGAAUCUCCACCUGAGAUAAAAGAGAAGCGUGCAGUUUCUGGCCCUAUUCCAUCUGCUGAACUGAAUUCCAAUCCUCAAGUAGAGUCUACUGAUCAUUCGGUUUUAGGAGCUUGGCUGGAGCAAAUGCAGCUGGACCAACUUGUGGUCUAGCAAUAUUGACCCUUUUGCUACAUAUUUGCUGUGAUAGAUAUUUAAUUUAAUUUCUUCAGGUACACAUUCUUUUGGUGAAUUUGAGCCCCGGAAGCAUCGAAAGAUGGUGGCUGCGAAGUUCCCGGAGGAUAAUCGUAUUUUUUAUUCCCUUUAAUUUUUGUCAUUCAUUAUUUUAUAUUUUACCUUGAAGUUCAAGGGAGUUUGAUAAAGAACUCUUUCUCUCUUGGGAUGUUAAUGUUAUUAUUAUCCAGUAGAAAAGAAAAGAAACUCCUGUAGAGGUAUAGGUAUUGUUCCAAAACAGGAUUCUUUUUUCUCAUUUUACUACUACUCCAACCCUCUUUUAAAGAAAGCUGAAUGGUUUUUAUUAAGCAAAAGAACCAACAGCUUCAUUUGUUUAUAAGUUCCUUUUUCUGCCGUGUUUAAGAUUCUGUCAGUAAAUUUAUGUUGCAUAUGUAGGAAGUUGAGAACUGAGUUUCUUAUGGAGGAAUUAGACAGAGGUGUUAUGAGCUAUUGAAUAUUUAUUGCAAACAGAUAUUUUAGAAUACAGUGAAGAUUACUUUGUUCUUGUUCUUGUGCUGUAA
Vicia villosa (hairy vetch) is the source of this 2907-nucleotide messenger RNA. Its product is annotated as zinc finger CCCH domain-containing protein 30-like. The record is from RefSeq and is a predicted model, not a curated record. The coding region runs from base 152 to 2326 and encodes 724 amino acids. Lineage: Eukaryota; Viridiplantae; Streptophyta; Magnoliopsida; Fabales; Fabaceae. Gene Ontology annotation, molecular function: protein binding; metal ion binding. The transcript has 2 exons.